Trametes versicolor FP-101664 SS1 is the source of this 351-nucleotide messenger RNA. RefSeq lists its product as uncharacterized. The coding region runs from base 1 to 351 and encodes 116 amino acids. The record is from RefSeq and is a predicted model, not a curated record. NCBI's taxonomy places the organism in Eukaryota, Fungi, Basidiomycota, Agaricomycetes, Polyporales, Polyporaceae. The transcript has a single exon.
AUGCCCGACAUUCUCGACUGUCCAGAGAUGGCAUUCUGGCCGGAAUCCAUGCACCUCUCAAGCCACAAUAACUGGUCCGAGUGGAAACGGAGAAUCCGACUCGUAUGCGACACGCGCGAUCUCCUCGGUCACCUGGACGGCUCGACCCCCAUGCCCCAGCACCGGGGCGCGGCGGCUUCCGAACACACCGAGGCCCUAGUGGAGACGUGGAAGCGCAACGACAGAUGGCUCCGCUUCUUGCUCGCCUGGAACAUGACAAAGCGGGGGAGCGCGGAUAUCCAGACGGAAGGGCGUCCCGCGGCAGACAUCUGGUCCCAGCUGUUGGUGAAAUACGAUCACGGAUACUACUAG